This is a messenger RNA of Paraglomus occultum, 1005 nucleotides long. Lineage: Eukaryota; Fungi; Glomeromycota; Glomeromycetes; Paraglomerales; Paraglomeraceae. The record is from the annotation of a GenBank genome assembly.
AUGUCUCAAUAUGUUACUAUCAUAAGAACCAGAUUUGAAAAUUUUGAGGAUCCAGAGGAAUGUGAUAAAGAUAGAGAAAUUUUAUCUGAAAGUAUUAGUGAAGAACUUGGAGAAGUAAUUAAUAGAAUUGUUCAUGUCGAUAACCCCCAAAUUCAUCUUACUAGUGAAGGAAAGCGAGUGGAAAGACAGAAGGAAUUAAAUAUAGAAAUUCGUAAAGCAUCGAGAGGAAAAUUGUUAAAACAUUUAGUUGCUUAUGAAAGUAUCUAUAAGCCUUCCAAUCUAGACAUUUUGAAUAAGAUAGUUGGUGAGGAAUGGAAAGAUAAGGAAAUAUUAAAAUUAAAAAUAACUAAGAAAUUUAUUCAACACAUUAGGGAAAAAAAUUCAGGACUCGGAGAAGAAGUAAAAGAAGAGCUAGAAAAAAUACGAAAUAAAGUAGAAAAAAGACUGAUUCAUUUGGAGAAAGGAGAAUUGGAUAAGAAAACAUCUAGUCAAGAUUGCCAAAGUAUUUCAAAGCAAAAAAAGAAAGAAGAUAAUGAUUCAGUAGAAGAAAGAAGAGGACAAAGAGAGGAGUUUCAAACUAAGACUAAUUUACAAAGCGAAUUAAGUAAGCAAAUAGAAGGUCAACUCGUUAGAGAAUUAAGGGAAUUAAAUUCUUAUCUCCUAGAAGGAGAAAAAGGAAAAAGAUUAGUUGAUGAGAUUGUUAUUGGCAGAGAAGAAAUUAUUAGAGUACUUAAAGGAGAUAUUGAAGAGAAAAAGGAGCAUUUGCAGGAAGUAAAGGAUUCUCUAGAAAAGAAACUGUCAAAUGUUAGGGACUCUGUGUCUAGAUUUUUUGGUGGGGGAAAACAAGAAAAAAAUUUGGUUCAAGAGAUUUGUCAAGCACAAAUUGACCUUGACAAAUCAGAAACAGAGUUGGAAAAUAUUCAAAAGAUUUUAGGAAGAAUUGAAAAUUUUAAAGAACAACUAGAACAGCAGUUAGAGACAAGAGUUGAAGUGUUUCUUAAGUAA